Messenger RNA from Leptomonas pyrrhocoris, 1267 nucleotides. RefSeq lists its product as hypothetical. The transcript has a single exon. The record is from RefSeq and is a predicted model, not a curated record. Gene Ontology annotation, biological process: protein neddylation; positive regulation of ubiquitin-protein transferase activity. The coding region runs from base 455 to 1267 and encodes 270 amino acids. NCBI's taxonomy places the organism in Eukaryota, Euglenozoa, Kinetoplastea, Trypanosomatida, Trypanosomatidae. Gene Ontology annotation, molecular function: cullin family protein binding; ubiquitin conjugating enzyme binding; ubiquitin-like protein binding. Gene Ontology annotation, cellular component: ubiquitin ligase complex.
GAGCAGCGACAACAAACAGGGAAACAUUUUUUGUUCUUAGUCAAUCGUGUCAUGCUUUCAUCCCUUUGAGGCGAGCGUUUUCACCUCUCCCUCCAACACAACCUCUACUACGUCUCUCGCUUUCUUUUCUUCAGCCGUGUUCUUCACACGGUGCAGUCUCAACAAGCCACUAGCUUCUGUGUCUGCGUGUGUGUGAUUGCUUCGUCUGAUUUUUUUUUCCCUUCUCUCCUGCUACCUCUUUUUGUUUCUGUCGUGGUUUGAAGAACCUUCUGCGCUGACAUCUGCUUGCAUUACUUCGCUGAAGGCUUGCGUCUGCGCUUGUUUUAUUAGUUGUCUUUUCGCUAUCAGUCCUUUCAUCUGCUCUCUUUGAGGGAGAGAAGGAAGGAAGGGGGGCACUGUACUCCACUAAUACUUGACUGUUUGAGCGACACACAUACCCUGCCCAAGAGCCGUGAUGGUCUUCUUGAAGGUCUCUCAGGGUAAAGAGGUGGGGAAGGGAGAGGCGUCUGCAGCAAGCAUUGCCCAAGAAGCCUUUGAGUUUAUCUAUCAAAUGUCGCCAAUGGAGGGAGCCAGGCCGGGUGAGCGUUACCUUGAAUUCGCGCACUUCGAGCCUCUCGCCGCCGCUGUGCACCUCAACCUGGAGGACCUCUCGUUUUACUUGUUAGCCUUCCUAGCAGAUGAAUCACCCAAGAUCAACUACAAGAUUCCCGAGAAGCGCUUUGUAGCGUUAAUGACGGCGCUAGCAGGAGCACUUCCGCGCAGUGCCGGAGUGCCGUCCAGAGAAAACGGCUUUGCUCCUCUGUUUGCUGCGGCGCACACCGCCGUGAUCGACCUCAACGCGCGGCUCCGCGCCAGCGAAGAGCUGCGGGUGAAGUUCUAUCAUUUUCUCUACAAUUGGUGCCUGAAAACAAACAAGGCCACCGACCGCGUCGACAUCGCGAAGGAGCUGUGGUCGUUCUUCUUCUCCGCCUCACCGCUGUCUUUCACGAAGGAGGAGGCGAAGCUGAAAUUUACGGCGUAUGUGUGUUUCCCUCGCAUCAACCAGUGGCUGAAUUUUAUUACGAUAAUGUCGGAGAAGGCAAAAAAUACAAAUCAGAACGGGUCGGCGCUGGAUCAGAUGGGCGUGCCACUGGACACCUGGUCGCAGCUCAUUCCAUUUGCCAAGAUGGAGAGCUACAACGAGUACGACGACGAGGACUCGUGGCCGGUGGCGAUGGACGAUUUUGUGGAGUACGUACAGCAGCUGAAGAAGCAUAAGGAGGCGUGA